Messenger RNA from Spinacia oleracea (spinach), 696 nucleotides. RefSeq lists its product as uncharacterized. The record is from RefSeq and is a predicted model, not a curated record. The transcript is spliced from 7 exons. Lineage: Eukaryota; Viridiplantae; Streptophyta; Magnoliopsida; Caryophyllales; Amaranthaceae. Bases 1 to 696 code for a protein of 231 amino acids.
AUGGAAGGUUUAAUCCAAGGAGCUGAAGAUGGAAAACCAAUGUCUCCAACCGUUAGAACUGAAGACUCCGAGUUUCAGACUAUGGAAGGUUUAAUCAAAGGAGCUGAAGAUGGAAACCCCAUGUCUCCAACUGUUAGAACUGAAGAAUCCGAGUUUAAGACUCCGACUGCCGCUGAGUCGCAGACUAAAAUGGAAACUCCAUCAAUAUUCCUGAACACUCCAAGUGCGGUGUACUCGCAACCAGAAAAUGCACCUACAUCUAUGAACAUAGAUGAGGAAGAGGAUCCAGAUAACGUACAAGUACCUAAACUUGUUAAGAGAAAGAAAAAUGUUCCCCUCAAGUUACUGUCACCCUUCUUAACUCAGUAUUCACACCUACUGGUUGGGGAAGAACAGUUGAAUCAAAAGGAAAAGGACAUGCGAUGCGUACUGGAUUAUGCCUUUGGAAAGGGAAGCCCAACUCAGGUGUUGUACACUGAUGAUUGGAAUAUAGUUACCAGAGAAGAGUUUCAAACCCUAGCUCCCAAUGUGUGGGUGAUGAAUAAUGUUAUUGACACUUUUGCAAGAAUACUGAAUGAUGAUCCAGAUCAAAGUGUCAAGAGUAACUUGAAGUUCUAUUUCUCUACAAUCCCUUUCAAUAUGCUCUGCCAGAAUGAACCGUAUGGUGGAUCACAGGAUAGUCAAUGUACGCCAUGA